UCCUGCUCCAUGGGGGGAUUGCACUGCAUGAGCUUUCCAGGGCCCUUCAACCCCUGACAUUCUGUGGUUCUGUCUGAGGUCUUUCUGUUCGGGAGGAAAUGUGAGCAUCAGCAUUUAGUGCAGUGUGUCAUCCUGAGGGAAAACCAAGAUUCCUGGCCUUUGGUGUGUUUUCCCCCAGUAUUAACACUGACAGGGGAUUUGGUAGCAGCUGUCAAAAGAGUUAAUUGUGUUCAUUUGACCAAGACAAAGUGGCGGAAGGAGUUUUGGGUCAUUCUGCUUGUCACUCUGAGUCCAAAGGGUUUGUCUUGUCAGGAAACAGACUAAUGAGAUAUAUUGAAUUCAUAAACCACACAAAGACAGCAUCAAUUAGCUGAAUCAAUUUCUAAAUUGCUGUUUCAGUUGUUACCUUUUUCUUGCCUAGAGAAAGUUCCACAGGCAUUCUGGUUCUGCCAGAAAAUCCUUUGAAUGCUGUUCAGGAGCUUCUGAAAUGGGGGCGAGGACACUUAACUUAUGGUUUUAUUAGGCCUAAGUAAAAGCUGGUAAAGCAAUUUGAUAUUGCAUGUGAGGAAGGUGCAAGUUACCAUAAAUGCAAACCUUUCACAGAUGGCUUGAGAACUGUUAUUGUAACCUGGGUUGGCAGGAGGAAAGUCACUUCUUCCACUCCUGAGCUGGGAGAUGUUUCAGCAAAUUGCCGAUUUACAUUUAAACAGUACCUUCAAAUAUGUAUUGAGUACAACACCCUAUUCUUACAAGUUGAUGUGUUUUACCCGCCGUUUCGCGGAUCCGUAAGGCUCAGCAGCAGCUGGAGCGCUGUAGGGAUGGGAUCCUGGCGCAUCGCAGUAUCGACAGCUUGAUGUGUCUGUGCUCAUCGGCGCUUUCUGAGUUCAGUCCUUGGCAGCUGUGGUGAGCUUGGGCUCCUGACGUGCCACAGAUAAGGAUUCUAUGAACUGUUCCUUGCCCACGCCUCUUGGGCUUUUUAUCUCUGAGUUUUUAUUCCUGUCCCCCACAACUCCUCUUCUAUUGGUUUGAGGUUACUGGAACAUUGUAAUAGAAAAAGCAUUGAUGUGUUUGUGCUGAAUGUAAUCAAGUACACAAUGUCUUCUAAUUACCGCAACUUCCGAAACAACGUGCCAUGGCUAAUCCUUUUUCUGCAAGCUGUUUUCCUCGUCUUCUUUUACUUUUUGUCCUCAGAUGGUGAUACAGACCAAUUGACGAGGUACCCAGCUUUUCAAGAUGUCAACCACAUGGUGAUUUUUGGAUUGGGCUUUUUCCUGACAUUUCUGAAAAGAUAUGGCUUUAGCAGCACUGGAUUCAACCUCCUGAUCAUUGCGCUUGGUGUCCAAUGCUUCGUGCUGAUAGAAGGCUUAUUAGUUUUCUUGCUUCUAAGUGAAGAUGAAGGUAGUCUGACAAGAAUAACAAAGGCCACUAUGAGCAUGACUGCUGUGGUCAUCUCCACUGGAGCUGUUCUCGGGAAGGCUAAUCCUGUGCAAUUAAUUCUGAUGACAAUUGUGGAGAUAAUAGUUUUCCGUAUGAGCAGAUGGAUCAACACCACGUUCCUGGAGGUUCCAGACCAUAUUGGCAUGAUGCACGUUCACCUGUUUGGAGCCUACUUUGGUCUGGCAGUCUCCUCACGCUUCUCUGAGCCGUCACCAAGGUCUGAGAAGAACAUGAGUACCCCUAAGUCGGAUUUAUUGUCAAUGUUGGGUACUCUGUUUCUCUGGGUCUUCUGGCCAAGCUUCAAUUCUGUACUAGUUGUGGAGGAGAAGAGCAAAGCGAUCUGCAACACCUACUUUGCCCUUGCCGUGAGUGCUGUAACCGCCUUCGUGUUGUCUGUUCUGACCACCAAGGAUGGGAAAUUCAGAAUGACUCAUAUCCACAGUGCAGUACUAGCUGGUGGGGUCGCUAUUGGUUAUACAGCGAGCAGUAUUGAGUAUCCUUGGAUUGCCAUGAUUUUGGGUCUGCUGGCCAGUGUGAUAACCAUAUUAGGAUCCUACUGCAUACAGUGGUGCUUCAAUCCUGCUCUCAAGAUUCAUGAUACCUCUGGAGUUCAUUUCAUUUUUGGCUUGCCCGGUGUUCUGGGAGCUCUUGCCCAGGUCAUCCUCUUCCUAAUAAACAACUGGUCUACUUUACCAAGUCUGGGUUAUUUGGUCACAAUUUGCAUCGGUGCCUUCUGCCUGACCAUUGGUGCUGCCUUGAUAACGGGUUUGAUUACAGGUUUCAUUUUAAACCUCAAACUGUUUAAGACCACCCCUGUAUCAAAGUACUUUGAAGACCAGUUUUAUUGGGAGUUUCCACAUUUGGCUGUUGGAUUUUGAACGGAGGAACCCAGAUGACAGAUGUGAUCAAGAUAAGCUUUUCAUGUUUGUCACUAGAUGAAAUUAAUAGCUAUGAUAAGUUGAAAGACCACUUAAAUAUCAGUUCUCAGGGGCAAGAAAGCCAUCCCAAUGGACACACAAAAAAUCAGCAAUCAAGCUGAAUUAGUUCUGGUGAAGGCCUCAUUAAGGAAGGAUUUGAUGAGGGAGCUGGAUCAGGGCCUGAACUCUGCGUCUUGCCAGGCUGAACCCCGACUUAUCUGACUGCUUGAAGAAAACCUAUUGUUACUUGGCUCGGGUUCCCUCUUUGGAAGUUCAAAGGGCAAGAAGUUAAAAUUGUUCUUCCUAUGGAUGGUGCCCCUGAAGUAGAAUCAUACAAUUGUUUAGUUGGAAAAGACCUUUAAGAUGAUUGAGUCCAACUGUUUUGUUAACCCAACACCGCCAAGUCCAGCUCUAACGCGUGUCCCUGAGAACCUCAUCUCCGCAGCUUUUAAACCCCUCCAGGGCGGAGGAUUCUGUGAUCCUCAGUGUUUCUUCUUUGUUUCCAAAUAGUUGACAUAGAAAAGCUCUUGCAAAAAUGCUUGCAUAAUAAAUAAGUCAAAAUGUGA
Columba livia (rock pigeon) is the source of this 2920-nucleotide messenger RNA. It is a transcript of the gene RHCE, whose product is annotated as Rh blood group CcEe antigens. Gene Ontology annotation, molecular function: ammonium channel activity. Gene Ontology annotation, biological process: ammonium homeostasis; ammonium transmembrane transport. The record is from RefSeq and is a predicted model, not a curated record. Bases 1095 to 2315 code for a protein of 406 amino acids. Gene Ontology annotation, cellular component: plasma membrane. Lineage: Eukaryota; Metazoa; Chordata; Aves; Columbiformes; Columbidae. The transcript has 10 exons.